ACACAAUUUAUUGCAUCACAUCUUCAGAAGAUAACAGCCUGUUGUUUUUGCAAGCUUUCACAGCAUGGCUGUUUUGUAAACAGUGCUAUGACAGCAAUGAUAGUUUGAUACCAGUUAAGUGCAAAAAGCGGAAUCUGACGUCUACAGCGAGAGGAUGUGUAGUGCAGUAUAUUAAUACGGUUUGCCGUUUAUUGUCGGUCAGUGAAUUUGGUGUUUGUAACAUAAAUGUUGCAGGUACCAUAUCCAUGGCGCGCUCGAGACAUGAUAGUACUGGGUCCACGCCUGUGGAACAGUACCGUAAGCAGAUAGCAAGACAAGACUCCAAAAAGAGCAAGGAGAUAAUGAGAGAGACAAAGCACAGGGCAGAAAAGAAGGAAAAUGCUCCUGCACAGUAUAAGGAGGUGAGCAUCAUGGUUGGAGCUAUGUUGGCACUAUGUGUCUGUGUAUAUUGCAUUUUUUAUGCUUUGCUUGCUGAUCGUUCACAUUAAGAACAAUAGUACUACACCGCACUGUUUGCUUAGUCUAAAAAAUGAUUGAUUCCUUGCUUUUAUACUUUAAGAAUAACAAGUUUACAUUUAUAAGACUAAAGUCUCCAAUUACACAGGUGUUAAGUAUCAAAUGAGUGUUUUUAUGACACCAUGACAUAUUGAAAUAACGGAAAAUAACAUGACAUCUAUGAUCUCGUUUGGUAUUUUCUGUAUAAAUACUUCAUAAAAUAUUUGUUAUUUGGAUUUUCUUAUAGUGGAAUUAAGUACUGUAAUUUGUUGGGAAAGAGACUGAUUAUAUAUUACCAUAAGGAUGCCACAGUAGUGUAAAAGAUUUUGUAAUGUGGUUUUAUAUAAGACUGUACUGUGGUGUUUCAAAUUUUGCUGAUGGCAUCAAUCCCUAUUUUCUGUAAAAUUUUACAAAGUCAAAUAAACCUCCUCAGG
Molecule: messenger RNA, 929 nt
Organism: Schistocerca cancellata (South American locust)
Lineage: Eukaryota; Metazoa; Arthropoda; Insecta; Orthoptera; Acrididae
Product: triple QxxK/R motif-containing protein-like
Exons: 4
Coding region: 246-488 (80 amino acids)
Cellular component (GO): endoplasmic reticulum membrane
Source: RefSeq, a predicted model, not a curated record